Molecule: messenger RNA, 1447 nt
Organism: Tympanuchus pallidicinctus (lesser prairie-chicken)
Lineage: Eukaryota; Metazoa; Chordata; Aves; Galliformes; Phasianidae
Gene: RAB3C
Product: RAB3C, member RAS oncogene family
Exons: 5
Coding region: 117-800 (227 amino acids)
Biological process (GO): protein secretion; regulation of exocytosis; protein localization to plasma membrane
Cellular component (GO): plasma membrane; synaptic vesicle; endosome
Molecular function (GO): GTPase activity; GTP binding
Source: RefSeq, a predicted model, not a curated record
GCCGUGGGCGGAGCGCGGACAGCUCCGGUGCUGAUCGCGGGGCGGGUUUGCCGGCAGAGUCCGGGUGGGCAGCGGGCUGCGAGCGACAGCGGGACGAGCGGCGGCCGCGUCCGACGAUGAGGCACGAAGCGCCCAUGCAGAUGGCGUCUGCUCAAGAUUCCAGAUAUGGCCAGAAAGAUACAUCUGACCAGAACUUUGAUUACAUGUUCAAACUGCUCAUCAUUGGCAACAGCAGUGUUGGGAAAACCUCCUUUCUAUUCCGAUAUGCUGAUGAUUCCUUCACUUCUGCAUUUGUGAGCACGGUUGGGAUCGAUUUCAAAGUAAAAACAGUUUUCAAAAAUGAAAAAAGAAUUAAGCUACAGAUCUGGGACACAGCAGGUCAGGAGAGAUACAGAACAAUUACCACGGCUUACUAUCGGGGUGCAAUGGGUUUCAUUUUAAUGUAUGACAUCACAAAUGAAGAAUCCUUCAAUGCUGUGCAGGAUUGGUCCACUCAAAUCAAAACAUACUCUUGGGAUAAUGCCCAGGUUAUUUUGGUGGGUAACAAAUGUGACAUGGAGGAUGAGCGGGUAAUCUUCACUGAGAGAGGAAAACAUUUAGCAGAGCAACUUGGCUUUGAAUUUUUUGAAACAAGUGCCAAGGACAACAUUAAUGUCAAGCAGACAUUUGAGCGACUUGUGGAUAUCAUCUGUGACAAAAUGUCCGAAAGUCUGGAGACAGAUCCCAACAUCACUGCUGGCAAGCAGAACACACGACUAAAGGACAGCCCUCCACCACAGCAACCCAACUGUGGCUGUUAAUGCGGCUACCAGCAAAGGCAGCUCCAGCGCAUUCUGUUGCCAACAGAGUAUUUAUGAAUGGUCUAUAUGCCUUUAUUUAUACUGUCUUAGUAAUUUAUUUGGGAGAAAAAUCUUUUAUUCUACAUUAGCAUCUAGUUGAGUAUAUGUACGAAGAUGGGGAUAUUAAUAGUUUGAAAGAGUAAUCCGCUUUUUUAGCUUCUGGCUCUUGCAUGCAGGAUGGCUAUUAGUUUCUCUUUUCUUUUUACUGUUUCUCAUUAUACUUACUUCAGCUAGUGCCAUGUGACUUGCAUCAUUGGUUUCAAAUUUUGUAGUUGAAUACUUAGGGCAGCGGCCAAGGUAUUUUAUAUUUUCUCCUGACCAAAAAUGUAUUUAGAAAUAUUACUUUAAAGAGCCAAUCAGUCAUUCUGUCUAGAUCAUUUAUAAGGAACACUUCCUUGAGCAUACUGCCUGAGUAAGUCUGGGCUCAGUAUGUUACACAUCAUGUGCUUGGAAACUGUAGAAGUUAGAAGGAGCAGACCUCCAGCCUUCCUGGACCUCAAGCUACCUGCCAUUCCUUUGAGAUUCCAACUGGAUAUGGGUAUGGGUGUUCAGUGCAGAUUCUCAGAGAUAUUAGAUACUUCAUCCUGGCUAACCAGCUACUAUGCUUA